ACAUCUCCUACAAUGCUACAAUUCUAUAGACAGUCCUGAAUUCUAUGGUGGAAUCAGAUGCUGCGCAUGCGUUGGAAAUCCUGCGGGAUCUUAACACAGUCGGAGAAGAACAAGCGAGUUAAGUCAGUUGCUGGGUAUAUCUGUGUUGUGACGAAUAUAAUUCGCCGUUCGUGACUUGUACUUCUCUUGCGUACUUUUCUCUCUUACUUUUUCAGUGUUAUUCUACAACAGAAGCAAAUCCGUGGAACUUUUGCGGCACCUAUUUCUAAAUUAUCCGUUAAUCAAACCAACUAAAUGAUGCAGGCUAACGGAUCUGAAAAUAUUGGUUCAGAAAAUACGAACGAGAAAACGGGAUGGACGGUCGGAUUGAUAAAUGGAAAAUUUAAGUACCUUACAGCUGAAACUUUUGGAUUUAAAAUAAAUGCAAAUGGCUCAAGUUUGAAGAAAAAACAAUUAUGGACUUUGGAAGGUAGCGAACAACAAGUUUACCUUAGAUCUCAUUUGGAUCGCUAUUUGGCAGUGGAUCAGUUUGGAAAUGUUACCUGCGAAGCAGAGGAUCCUAGUGAUCCUGGCUGUGCUUUUCAAAUUCAGCUAGCUUCUGAUGGAAGUGGAAGAUGGGCUUUGAAAAACAUUCAGAGGGGAUAUUUCCUGGGUUCUAGUCAAGAUGAGCUUAAAUGUACAGCCAAAGCUCCGGGUGAACCUGAAUACUGGCUGGUGCAUCUUGCUGCUAGACCGCAAGUAAAUCUGAAAUCUGCUGGAAGAAAACGUUUCGCUCAUUUAAGUGCGACGCAGGAUGAAAUCCAUGUAGAUGCACCAGUUCCUUGGGGAGAAGAUACACUUUUCACGUUAGAAUUUCGUCCUGCUUCGAUAGAGGAUGAUGGUCAAGAACAUUCUAAAUUCGAGGGUGGUCAUUAUGCUCUUCAUACUUGUAAUAAUAAAUAUCUUGCGCGUGAUGGAAAACUCUUAGAUACCUGUACAAGAGACUGCCUUUAUGCGGCCGAAUUUCAUGCUGGAUUACUUGCGCUCAGAGAUCUAUAUGGAGCGUACUUGGCACCCAUUGGAAGUAAAGCUGUUCUAAAAUCAAGAUCAACGACAGUAACGAGAGAUGAAUUAUUCUCUUUGGAAGAAUCACUACCGCAGGCUUCUUUUGUUGCUGCCUUGAAUCAACGAUACGUAUCUGUAAAACAAGGAGUUGAUGUGACAGCUAAUCAAGACGAGAUAUCCGGCCAUGAAACUUUCCAACUUGAAUUUGACCGUGUAACUAAACGGUGGUAUAUACGUACCAUGCAAGAUCGCUACUGGAGUCUCGAAGCUGGGGGAGGAAUCCAGGCAUCAGAGCACAAACGUUCUUCCAACGCUUUAUUUGAUUUAAUCUGGCAAUCAGAAGACGGUACGGUAGCUCUACGUGCUAACAAUGGAAAAUUCUUAGCAACCAAGCGUUCUGGACAUCUCUAUGCUAAUGCGGAUUCUGUAAAUGGACUGGACUCGGAUGUUAGCAAAUAUUAUUUUUAUUUAAUGAACAGACCUGUUUUAGUUUUACGUUGUGAACAGGGAUUCGUAGGACCUAAAAGUUCAUCUAGUCCAAAAUUAGAAUGCAAUAAGGCUAUCUAUGAGACUAUCAGAGUAGAAAGAUGUGAACGCGGAGUUGUUAGAUUUAAAGGUCAGAAUAACAAGUACUGGCAUGCGGACAGCGAAGGAGUAACCGUGGAUUCUGAUAUACCUUCUGAUGGUUUUUAUCUGGAAUUACGAGAACCUUCUCGUAUUUGUAUUAAACACAUCGAUGGGCGAUACCUUACUGCAGGAAAGAAUGGAGCAUUACGUCUUGGGGAAACAGAUUAUGAAUCUGCUACAAAAUGGGAAUUUUAAUCAACCAAACGAUCAUACAUAAUCUAUGUUCUUUUGAAACUGUUUUUACAUAUUUAUUUCAAGGAUUGAUAUUUAAUAGAUACUAUAUUCGAAUUUAAAAACAAAAGUUAAAUACAUAGCUUAUGUACUACUUUGUUCUUAACUUAAGUUUUAUCUUUUUUCGUAUACAUUCUAUUUCACGCUCAAAUGGGAAAGGAAUGAAUUAAACGAUAAUGAUAAAAUAUAAUACGUGUAUCGGGUUGAAGUUUCAAAAGAACAUAGCUAAGAUUUACUGCCCUUUUUAUAGCUUCAAUGUAAUCUAAUAUGAUAUUUACAAGUAUGGGAAAAGCUCGUAUCAAGUACUUAAUUAGGAGUACGCUGUGGAAUUAAUUUUAUACGUCUAACUGUAACUUCCUCCAUUUAUAAAAUAUCGUAUAAGACUGAUCACUCACAUGUUUACAGAGUAAUUAACGAUUACAUCAUUUUUUUUUAAUAAUUUAAUGAAAUAUUUAAUAAUGAUUUAUUAUUUUUACAGAUAAAGUAACUGAAGAAUUUUUUGACCAGAAAAUUGAGAUUUAUUCCGUUGACUCAAUUUUUUCUUUGGAAUAUUAUUUAUUUUUCAAGUUAACUAAAACACUUAACCGAUUGGUAAUUUUAAACGCAAAAAUACUAAUAUUAUAUUUUUCACUUCUUUUUGUUGUUGAAGUUUUGUAAUAAUUAAAAUUGAUAACAUCAGCUGUUAAGAGUCAUUAUCAAUUUUGUAAAUAAUUAUUUUAGAUACUUCAUGAUUUUCUAUAAUCUCUAAUUAAGAUAUUUUAUUAAUUGUGUUAAUCGUAUAAAAAACGAAGUAUAAGAAAAUAAUAAUUUAACCAAUCGUUUAAGUGUUUAAAAAGAAUUUAGCUUUCUAGUCUUCGCAUUAAUAUUAGUAUUAAUACUUGAAUUUCUGUGAAACACUACAUACACUAGACAGCAUAUUUCAUGGUAUGUCAAUAAGUAACAUAGGUUUUCAGUCGAUAAAAGUAAUCAUUCCAUACAAUAAAUACAUUUGUUUUUUACUCAGACAUAUACUAACAUAAACGCACAAAUGUGUAAUUAGUGUAAACCUGCUAUCUAGUGUAUAUGCCUCUAAAAAAAAGAAUAAUUGACGCAAUAAUCGAAUCAGUCUAUGUAAUUUGAGACCACGCUUUUUCUAUGUAAGAAUUUUACAUUCCGUGAGCUGUGCAAUGGUCGAAACAUUCUUACAGGUAUUUUUCCGAAAAAGAAAACUACAUCGGAACCCGCUCAAAGAAAGAAAAAAAAAAUUGAAAGCACACAUUUUAUACUGUUUGAUACCAAUUUUAUCAGCAUGUAAUCUAUCAAUUAGCUUGUAAGAUUUUUCUCUUUUUUGUCGAGUUUCAAUAUGUUUUACGUAUAUUGAAAUUUCAAAUUCGACACAAAGAGAAAAAUUAUUUUUUGAUAUGCCUUUUAUCCUUUUAUACAACACUUUGUUAUCUGCUCUCUAUUUUUUAUACAUAAAUGAAAUUAAUAUUAAGAUCGUUAUUUCAACGAAAUUAUCUGUAAUUUAUGUUAUUUAUCAUACUGAGGAAAGCGGGAUAAACUAAGCGCAUUACAUAAACAAUAAAUUCUGCUAUUAAAAACA
Osmia bicornis bicornis is the source of this 3484-nucleotide messenger RNA. RefSeq names its product protein singed (gene singed). Bases 295 to 1866 code for a protein of 523 amino acids. Gene Ontology annotation, biological process: actin filament bundle assembly; cell migration; establishment or maintenance of cell polarity. The record is from RefSeq and is a predicted model, not a curated record. Gene Ontology annotation, cellular component: cytoplasm; actin cytoskeleton. The transcript is spliced from 8 exons. Lineage: Eukaryota; Metazoa; Arthropoda; Insecta; Hymenoptera; Megachilidae. Gene Ontology annotation, molecular function: protein-macromolecule adaptor activity; actin filament binding.